Messenger RNA from Pseudopipra pipra, 8913 nucleotides. RefSeq names its product solute carrier family 38 member 11 (gene SLC38A11). Gene Ontology annotation, biological process: amino acid transmembrane transport. Bases 185 to 1519 code for a protein of 444 amino acids. Lineage: Eukaryota; Metazoa; Chordata; Aves; Passeriformes; Pipridae. The transcript is spliced from 12 exons. The record is from RefSeq and is a predicted model, not a curated record. Gene Ontology annotation, molecular function: L-amino acid transmembrane transporter activity.
GGGCUCGGGCGAGCCGGGCACACACACACCGCCUUCCCAACACCCGCGGAGGUGCCGCGGGACCCUCCCGAGCCCGCCCGGGGGAGCCCCUGCCGCCCCGGUCCCUGCCCGUGCCGGCGGCCGAGGGGCCCCCGCAGCCCAGCGGCGCCGUGAGGGACCCGCCGCCCCACCCGCCCCGCGGGCGAUGGAGCCGCCGGCGGCCGCCGCUCGCCAGGUAGAAACAGAUGACCAAAUAGCCCUCCUUAGUAAGCCCAGGAAAAAAGGAGGAAACAGUGAUCUGGCAUCAGCUGCGUUUAACAUUGUCAAUUCAAUCAUAGGAUCAGGCAUUAUAGGAUUGCCAUAUUCAAUGAAGGAAGCUGGUUUUCCUCUAGGAGUACUGCUUUUAUUUGUGGUUGCCUACAUCACAGAUUAUUCCAUUAUAUUACUAAUCAAAGGAGGAAAUCUGUCCAGUACCAACACAUAUCAAGAGCUGGUCAGAAAAACCUAUGGUCGUGCAGGUUAUAUAAUUCUUUCAACUCUUCAGUUUUUAUAUCCAUUUAUUGCUAUGAUCAGUUACAACAUAAUAACAGGAGACACUUUAACCAAAGUUUUUCAGAGAAUUCCUGGAGUUGGGCUGGAUAACGUGCUUACUGACCGUCACUUCAUAAUUCUUCUUACCACCAUCAUCUUUACCUUACCCAUAUCUUUAUAUCAAGACAUAGCAAAAUUGGGAAAGAUAUCUCUUAUCUCUCUGAUUUUAACCGUUGUCAUCCUGAUAAUUGUGAUGGUGAGAACUGUAACCUUCAGUCCACAAGUACCCAAAUCAGAAAAUGCAUGGACAUUUGCAAAAUCAAAUGCAGUACAAGCCAUUGGGGUGAUGUCAUUUGCAUUCAUCUGCAACCAUAACAGCUUCUUAAUAUAUGGGUCUCUGGAAGAACCCACAUUAAAGAACUGGUCUCAAGUCACACAUGUGUCUGUCUCACUGGCUGUUGUAAUCAGUGUUGUGUUUGCUACAUGUGGAUAUAUGACUUUUACAGGAUACACAGAAGGAGACAUAUUUGAAAACUACUGUAGAGAUGACAACCUUGCUACAUUUGGAAGGUUUUGUUAUGGAGUUACUGUAAUUCUGACCUUCCCCCUUGAAUGCUUUGUGACCAGAGAGGUGAUUGCCAAUGUGUUUUUCCAUGGGAACCUCUCAACAGUUUUCCAUGUUGUUGUGACAGUAGUUAUCAUUGCUGUGGCGACUGGUGUAUCAUUAGUGUAUGAUUGCCUUGGAAUAGUUUUAGAGCUGAAUGGAGUUCUGAGUGCUACCCCACUUGUUUUUAUCAUCCCAUCAGCAUGUUAUCUAAGGCUGUCCAAGGAGCGAUGGAACCAUUCUGAUAACCUCAUAUCCAGCCUGAUUCUUGCUCUUGGUGUGCUAGUGAUGGCAGUUGGGUUUGUUAUGACUGUCUUGCACCCCCAGGAGUGUAGCCAUGGAAAAGAAAUGUUCUACUGCUUCCCUAGUAAUGUUUCUGUUCCCAACAGUACACUGCCACCAUAGGUACCACACCAGUCUCCAGACUAGAUCUCAGGUACAUCUCGCAGUGAGCCAUACAUGCCAGUUUAAAGGAGGGUGGAACAAACAGCUUAGUGCAUAUUUUGAUAUGCACUAAGAAUUUUAAACUGUGUAACUGUAUUUAUGUACUUGAUUUUAUGCUGCCAUCCUUUUCCAGGUAAGACUUGAGUUUUAACUGUUAAAACACAAAUUCUCAGAGGUGCCUUUCAGUAGACAUUACUUGAAUAACUUGCAAGCCUAAAAAAAAGGUUACAUUUUUUAACUUGGUCUGCAAUGCUGUUUAAAAGCUAUAAAUUAAAUGUUUUGGAAUGUAAACAACUCCCAUGUUUCAUUGAUUUAAUUUCAUUUUUAUUAAUUUUAUAAUCUUUUCAUGUAUAUUUAUUAGCACACUGUAGUAUAGGACUUUUUGAAGUCCUGAGGAAAAGUACGUCUGGAUCUCUGUGUAUUAAAAUUCUGCUGUUAAAUUGAAAGACCCUUAUUAAGUCUGUCUUUGAUUUUGCAAUAACUGUCCUUUAGUGUCCUUCCCUUAUAGUGGCUCUUAAGUCAAAGGGCAAUUUUGUAUUGUGACUGAACUGUAACUGACAAAUUUAAUUGUAACUGUUACAAUUUGUGGUCUUCUAAUUAAAAGAUAUUGCAUGAAUAAAUCCAUGCAGGUGAAUUUAAAAAGAUUCUACUAGGCUGUCAUUAUAAAAAUUUAUAGACUGACAGAGAAAAAAAUUACAUGCAUAGCAAACAGUUGGAUUCUUACAUUUAUAACCCGAUUUAUUAUUUCUGAAACUGAAAUUAAACAAUACUGUGUAUCAGGUAUGUGCAGCUUGAGCAAAUGCUGUGAGAAGACAUUGAUUAUCAUUCUAGUCCUCUGAUUCUUUUCAGUAUAUUAUUGUUCAUUUUGUCAAAUUUUGGUGAUUUGUUAUGUUUUCCAAAAUUCAUGUAACAUCGAUUCAUGUAUAUAUAUAUGUGUAUAUUUAUGUACAUGUAUAUAUAUUUAUAAAUAGACUCACAUAUGCCUAUAGAAUAUGAGUAAUUUGAAGUUGAGUAAUAUGAGUAUCCUCAGUCAUAUCAAUGCUGGGAUUUUGAAAAUGUCUUGUUAUGAAAUCAAACUGUAUACUUUGAGUUAAUUAUUGUGGUCAUUGUGGUUCCCCUUGCCAACUAGAUGUAAAAGGCUAUUUCAUUUUUAUGCUGCUUAAUGGGGAUGAUUUUUGUCUUCAUUUCAUACUUGAUGACAAAACCAUUUCAUUCAAGACUUCUGCCUAAGUAGAUCUUUAAGCAAGAGUCAAUAGAUGGCGAUAAUACUUGUAAGAAUAAUACACUUUUUAAAAGUAGUGUUUCCAAAAUGAAUGUUUUAAGUAUCAGUGGGGUUUUUUUAGAAUGGUGGGGGUUUUUUGUUUGUUUUGGUUGUUUUAUUUGUUUUGUUUUGUGUUUUUUCUUAAGUUGUAAAGCAAUUACAAUGAACUGCUAUUCAGUUCAUUGUGUUAUUCUGCUUUAAUUUCCCUAUAUAGAGUCAGCUUUGAGGAUGAUAAUUUUUCUGUUGUCCACGUACCUGAUACAGUUGACAGAGUAUAUUUUUCACCAGUUUAGAUCCAGCAAUAGCUGAUUUUGUCUUAGCUGUGGAUGAAAUUCACUUUCUUCUAUGCCAAAUGGAGUUAAACCUAAAUAAUAUUUCCUUGUGACAGCUAAUGACACCGUCCUGAUGAAUCAGAAAUCUCUCAUGAGCUUUAUUUUCUUUUUUUUUUCUGAUUUUUUCCACUGUUGAAGUGUGUUAUCUUGUUUCAAGUAUUAAUUAUAAGCAGUCUUUGCUUUAGUGUGUCAGUGGAAUCAUUUAUAACGUGUUGUAGUAUUGCCUGUUCAACUUAAACAUUCUGCUGAGGCCGUGUUGAUAUUAAAUCGUGUUUGCGUGUCCUUUAUGAAGGAUGAGUCUUUCUAUGCUUUUCUACUUUACAAAUGCAAAUUUAAAGACAAUUUGUUUCAUUAUUCUUUCUAUUUUGUAAAGUCAGAGGUAGUAGUGGUCCAUUAAAUGUUUUCAUUGCUGAUAAAGCUUCUUUUGCUCUUGGAAGAUUCUUUUGCUAAAAAUAGUUGCAUUCCUGUAACCAUAUGCUCAGUGCUUUUCACUCAUGAAUUUUCCAGGUGAUGAUAGGGCUCUCCCAGCCAUAACUAUAUUGAAAAAGGGAAGUCAGAUAUCAUGGAUACCAUAAAGUUAACUGCUGUUUGGGUAAUGGCUUUAUAAAAGCUGUGGUCACUUCCUUUUCAGUAUUGCAUAGUGCAACUUACCUUUAUUGAAAUGACAAAUAAUAGCAACCUGCUCUAUGCUUUCUUAAGGCCUAGGAGGUCUGAAUACAGAAAGAAGCACCUUUUUGUUUAACAAUAAAAAUUGUGAUAGCCAGUAGUUUUUUUGAAACACCUAAGACUCCCCAAAAUAAAUUUGUCGAUAUCACUAAAGCAAUGCAGUAUUUAAGGAUAUAAAAAUACAGCUGUUAUAAAUAUGACAGUAAGUAAGUCUUGAUGAUAUAGAAAAGAAAGACACAUAAAUGUAACAGGAAACAUUACGGCAAAAAGAGUAUAACCACAAUAAAGAAUUACUAGUGAAUAUACUUAAAUUAGGCUAAAAUGUCUUUCUGUGACUAAAAAAAUAUAAGGCAAAAGCAGCAAUUUACAGUCUGGUAGUUUUAGCAGAGCUCACUGAAAAUGAAUGAAACCUGAUUACUCCCUGUGUUGUACUAUUGGACAGAUUUGCAGUGAAGUCUGCUUUAGGUUUGUAGCUAUAAAGGUUUGGUUGGUAAGCUGGAGGUAUAUAGCAUUGCUUAAUUACUGAACAAAUCACAACCCCUGGCUCUUUAUAUUUCAGUACAAUAAAGUUUUCUUUUUCAUCUCAGUAAUUUUCAGAUUUUUAUGUUGUUUUGCCUGGUUAACAUUGCAGACUAGGGUUUGCUCUAACUUUGUAAAAUCCAUUGGGAACCUCUCACUGGCCUUAGCUUAUGCAGUAUCUCACCAAAAUCAUACUACUUCAAGCAGAGCUGUGCUGUGCACAGAAGUGGAAGGAGUCCUGGGAGCAGCAAUAUUCCCAGCUCCAAAUGCUCUGUGGUGACAGAACGUCACGGAGUCCGUGCAGAGGGAGAACAGUGAAGUUCCACAAGUGCUUGCUGGCAGGAUUUUUACAUGAACAGCUGUGACUCACAAUUUCUCCAAGUCCCUCUCUCCAGCUGAGAAGGCAUUUCAGGUCACCAGAUGUACAAUUACCAUUCUCACAGGAGCUAAGCAGACAGUUUCUGACUUUCUAGAGCAGUGUGCUUCUUGUCAAUCACAGACUUCUGCACAUUCACAAAAUACUUCCUCCUGAAGGUCUGUCAGAUGACCAAACCCCAUGUACUACCUUAGACUCCCUAGAGAAUUAUCCUGCCUCCUCAAGAAUCUCUGUGGAGGGGGGGAGGAAAAUGGUUCAGGUUUGCUAAAUGGACAUAAUUCUAUAUAUUUUUCACACACAACACUUUUAUAUCUCAUAUUACACACACUAUCUGGAUCUGAUAGGGGAACGAUAUUUAUUUAAUAGAUACACUGUUUAGUAUUUGCUACUCAUUGGCAAACAAAACUUACAUGUAACAUGAUGAUUUGUUCAGACACUAGUGUGAACACUGAGUAGACAUUAGGGAGAGACAUAGAAGUGGCAGACUAAACAAAUGUAUUGUGAGUGAAAAACAUAGGAUUGAACACGUUCCCAUAAGAGGAAUGAGGGAGAAAUCAAAAGCCAAGCAUAAUGCACAGAAGAGUUAUCUUCUUAUAGUAGUUCUAUUACAUGAUCUAAUUUUGAAAGGAAUUCUCAAGUUUCAGCCUAGAAAAUGUGUUGCAACAGUUGUUGUUUGGAUUUUUUUUUUAGUUGGUGUAAAUUCUAAAAUGUACAGGGUUUUAAUUCAGGCCAGUGAAGGAAAUAAGUAGAAGCUUUCCAGUUUCUGCCAUUCCGUGCUACUGGAGAAGAUGAGAUUAAGGUACAUGCUUAGUACAUGACUCAAAACUCUUUAUUGAGAGAAAUUAGAUUAUUUGGUUCUCUCUCUUUCUGUUUAUCUUUCUUUUCCCUCCUAAGUAAAUGCUAAUUCUAGGUUCUUCAUAAGACAAUACUGUAUGGAAGAGCUACAGUCACUGUAUAGAAUUCCAAAAUCACAUGCAACACACAUUGAAGAAAACCACAGGAAAGUCUGAAUUUUCACAUGUGGUUUCCUAAAAGAGACAGUGGCCACCACUAAAUUCUGGAAAUUCCCAAUAAGAUUCAUGAAUUUACUGUAUUAAUACAGAGACAGAAGUAAUGAGCUGAAGACAAAAAGAAAGUUAGACACUCUAGAAAUAAAUUACAGAUGUCAUUCUGUAAAACCUGCAUUUAGAUGGGGUUGUGCAAAUUAUCUUUCAGUUGGGAAGCUUAUGCCUGCCACAAGCAGUAAACUUAGCAGGUUCUUCAGCAGUGUCCUUUGUAUUGAGGGAGGCAGAAAAGCUGACAGUGGAGAUGGUGCUGUCUUGACAAGACUGACUGCCUGAGAUUGCAUGGCAGUAUGUUGUACCCAUCUCUCAUGAUUUUUGUUUCUAGAGGCAGGGGCUGUCUUAUUUUUUUUCUCUGUAUUCAUACACUGCUUAACACAGUGGCUUCUGAUAGAUGACAGGGCCUCCUAGGUGCUGUAGUAACAUAAGCAGUAAUUAUUAAACUUUGGUCAUAUUAUGCUAUUCUGGUGCUGGUCCUCCCAGGAACUUCAUAAACCACCAUGAAGCCUUCCUGGAGAGGUGGGACAAGUGCAAGUGUACAGUUAGCCAAUUAUCAUAGGACAAUUGACAUUUCCACUCUUUCCUAAAUCAGAUGUAAUUUCAUUUAGGUUUUAGAAGAGUAGGCCUCAGUGGUGAAAUGCAAAUAUAGAAUUGAUGGCAUAUCAAAUUGUUUCUAGUGGUCUCUGUUGUACUUGUCCCAGCUGUGGGAAAAGCAUAUGGAUGCAGCAGCCUGAAACCAGCACGCUGGGAGAGAGGAAGGGGAUCUAGACCAUAGAGGUAUGAAGCACUGUCAAUUUUCUUAAUUUAGGUCAGCUACAAAAGCAGUGGGAAUCAAUGGCAAAGCACACAUUUCUUCCUCGCAGUUCCUUCUUUCAGCUCUGUGCUUCCCAUCUAUUGCAUUAAGUGCUUUACAGGGCAUUGUGAUAGGAAAAGACCAUGAGAGUGAGUGAGCUGGAUCAGUAUUCUAACUUUGUAGGUAGAGACGAGAUUAUGAGAAGCUUUAGCAGAGGGAAUGGCGUAGCUGUGGAUCCUGUGGAUCUGCAGGUGACUGAAGGCCCAUGCCAUUAUAUUUCAUGGAGAAGUUUUCACUCCUUGUGAAACUGAACAAGAGAAGAAAUUUCAUUUCUUGCACAUGAAAAGUACAGAUAAUAUUAUAUAGAGAGCUUGUUGUUUUAAAUAAAGAACUAAUAUUUUUAUGUACGUUCUGGGAAUAUGCAGUCUUGUAUUGUCUAAGAAUAACGAUGGAAGGAUAUUAACAAUUCUGCUUGCUGUAAACCAGUUCAAGCUUCUGGAAUUGAUUUAGCCACCUCUGUCUGCUCUGAAGUCCACAGCAACUAUUGACUGAAAGGGCAGGGAAAUGAAGAAAUAUGAAAGGAAGCUUGAAACUAGUCUUUCACUUCGGCAGCUUCUGCUAUCAAACACCAGCUGAACCAGGAAAUCAAUAUAAGCAUUCAAAAUGCAAAUCUUCAAUAGAUAGAAAUACUGUUUCCUCUAACAUACACAUAACUCAAUCUGUAAAAGUAAAGAACUGUGGACUUCUUGGCAAAGAAUUUGUUCUAAAAGAGUUUCUGAGUUCUGUUGCUUGCUACUUUGUAUUAUUAAUUGCUGGUAAUCUGUUCCCACCUUCUUUUAUUAGGAUGCAGUUCUUCCUUAGAUGGAUGUUCUAUUGUAAUUUUUUUCCUUGGAAGACUGUGAAACUUGUAGGGUGCUUCCAUGAGGGUUUAUGUCUUGGAACUAAAGCAGGAUGCAAAAAGAAAAACAUCCUGAAACUUCAGUAGGGCAUCAAAAGAGGAGCGUCAUAGAACUGAGGAAGGAACUUUGUUGAAAAUUUGCAAAUAUUCCCAACUGGUGGUUAAUGCUUCCAAAACUAGAGCCAAGAAAAACCCCAACAUUGUGCUUGUUGUGCUAUAGUUAGAUACAAGCUGGGAACUCACAUCAGUAUUUUAACAAUGUAAAUUACAUUGCAGUGGACUGUGUUUUUAAAUUGUUGAGAUAAGAAUGUUUUACAAGUGGUUAUUGCUUAUGAUGAGAUUUAAGAACUUAUGCAACAGCUUCUAUCCAUUUCCUAUAAUAAGUGGAACAGUGCUAGUGUAGAAUUAUAAAAUAACAUAUCCCAUGCGUCAGGAUGUCAGUAGGUGCUAGACAGAGUAUCAUGGGACUGGUACAAAUUUAUGAAGGAUAUCACUGUGACCCACGAGAAAGAAGUUGUUAGUGUGAGAAGAUGAAGUAAACUUGAUACAAACAGGAAAGUGGAUACGCUGUUGUGUUAAAAUGUUUAUAAAUUUUCCUUCUCUAUAGAAUAAUGAUAAAUAAAAAGUUGUGUAUUUUCAUUGUAGUAUACCUACCUUUUUUUUACUGUGAAAAAAGAAAAGAGCACAAACAAACCUUUAAAGUGCUGUUUUGCAAGUGCAAAAAUAAUGUCUUAAUUGGAAUAAUGUCUUAAAGGAAUUGUGGAAACAUUUCUACUUGUUAUUCCAGGAUCUUCACUUUUGGAUUAACUCUACUACCAGUACUCUUGUAAAUGAAAAUCUGUAUCAAUGUCCUUGGGAUUCCUGCAAAUUAUCAACAGAUAUUAAGAACUGAUUGCAUUUUCUCUUUUUAGAAUCAUCUUGAUCCAGACCAACAACUUGGGGUUUUUUCUCCUGUAUGAAGUGUUAAUUUUGCUUGAAGUAUUAAGCAUAUUUCAAUGCUGAAAAGACUCGUUCAUGAACACCAGCCUUCUGCAUGCUCUUUUACUUGAAUUUAAAUUUUUGUGAGCCUCCACAGGACUCCAAAGUCUCAAUUAUGAACCUAUAUGGUUAACUAAAAAUGCAGAAGUGGUCCUAUUUACUUCAACAUGAAAAUAAGAAGAAAGGUUUAAGUGUGUGUUGGAGUACUGUAGGAAUCAAGAUUUUUUUCUGAUUUAUUGUGAAAUAUUGAUCAUUACACAGACUAAAUCUAGACUGGCUAAAAUAUUUUGGGCGGUAGACAAAGUACUCGUGGGAUAUAAAGAAAUAAUUCAGUUGGUAAUUUUUAGUGGCUGUUCAAUAAUGAGACACUCAGAUAAGUAAAUGUUCAGCAGAUCAAUAGACAGUGUUUUAUAUCUAGGCCUUGCAAGUUGUAUCUUCAGUUUGAUAUUGAAACUAUUUUUAUUUUAUUUU